This is a messenger RNA of Trichechus manatus latirostris (Florida manatee), 1569 nucleotides long. It is a transcript of the gene PEX7, whose product is annotated as peroxisomal biogenesis factor 7. Gene Ontology annotation, biological process: protein import into peroxisome matrix. Gene Ontology annotation, cellular component: peroxisomal matrix; cytosol. Lineage: Eukaryota; Metazoa; Chordata; Mammalia; Sirenia; Trichechidae. Gene Ontology annotation, molecular function: protein binding. The coding region runs from base 89 to 1156 and encodes 355 amino acids. The record is from RefSeq and is a predicted model, not a curated record. The transcript has 11 exons.
UUCUCUUAGCGAGUCUGAGGACCGACCGCCUCCGACUAGAAACUGCUUCCGCGGCCCGGCGUGGCGAGGCCGGGAGGCGGUGGGCGCCAUGAGCGCGGCGGGCGGCGGAGCGGCGGGGACGCUGCGGGUUCCGGGCCGCCACGGCUACGCGGUCGAGUUCUCCCCGUACCUGCCAGGCCGCGUGGCCUGCGCCGCCUGCCAGCAUUACGGCAUCGCGGCCAGCUCCUUGACCCUCUCUGCCUUCUCGUCUCACCUGAAGGAUCACUUUCUCAUGAUCAUCUGGGAAACAUCUGGACUUGACAGCACCGGCCCUGGCUGUGGAACCCUACUAGUAUUGGAUAAAUAUGAAUCUGGGCUUAGGCUUUUUAGAAGCUUUGACUGGAAUGAUGGUUUGUUUGAUGUAACCUGGAGUGAGAACAACGAACAUGUCCUCGUCACCUGCAGUGGCGACGGCUCGCUGCAGCUCUGGGACACCGCCAAAGCCGCAGGGCCACUGCAAGUCUACAAGGAACACAUUCAGGAGGUUUAUAGUGUUGAUUGGAGUCAAACCAGAGGUGAACAGCUUGUGGUGUCUGGCUCAUGGGAUCAAACUGUCAAAGUGUGGGAUCCAACUGUUGGAAAGUCAUUAUGCACUUUUAGAGGCCAUGAAAGUGUCAUAUACAGCACAAUCUGGUCUCCCCAUAUCCCUGGUUGCUUUGCUUCAGCCUCAGGUGAUCAGACUCUUAGAAUUUGGGAUAUGAAGACAACAGGAGUCAGAAUCGUGAUUCCAGCACAUCAGGCAGAAAUUUUGAGCUGUGACUGGUGUAAAUACAAUGAGAAUUUACUGGUAACAGGGGCAGUUGACUGUAGUUUGAGAGGCUGGGACUUGAGAAAUGUGCGACAACCAGUGUUCGAACUUCUUGGCCACACCUAUGCUGUUAGGAGGGUUAAAUUUUCACCAUUUCAUGUUUCUGUGCUGGCCUCUUGCUCCUAUGAUUUUACUGUGAGAUUCUGGAACUUUUCAAAGCCUGAUCCUCUUCUUGAAACAGAGGAACAUCAUACAGAGUUUACUUGUGGUUUAGAUUUAAGUCUUCAUAGCCCAACUCAGGUGGCUGACUGUGCUUGGGAUGAAACGAUAAAGAUAUAUGAUCCUGCUUGUCUUAUUGUUCCUCCUUGAAAUACGCUGCUCUGGUCAGAAACAAAGGACCAGACCUGAAGAACUACUUAGCAAGAAAUAAAUUAACUAUUAUAACAUAGACAUUAUACUUUUAUAUGCUACUCAGAUUUCAAUUUUUAAAAAUGUAUCCUGGAAUCAGUUUUGAGGCAGCUGAUAGAGACUUUGGUUCACUAUUUAAGCCUAGUACAUAAGCCAUAUUUCUUAAAAUCCUAAGGAAUAAUUGAUGUUAUGGUAUAUCUUGUAACAUCUAUUAAAAUGUUACUUCUGUAUUGUAAAAUAGAUUAAAAUAUGGGAGAUCAGUAGAUUAUAUUGAUAGUGUUGUACUUCAUUUUUAAUUUGUCACUUAUGAUGUAAAAUAUAAUCACUGCUAUUGAUUAAAAUAAAAAUAAACUGCAUCUCUUGAUCAUUUAUCA